Molecule: messenger RNA, 1737 nt
Organism: Thamnophis elegans (Western terrestrial garter snake)
Lineage: Eukaryota; Metazoa; Chordata; Lepidosauria; Squamata; Natricidae
Gene: LSM4
Product: LSM4 homolog, U6 small nuclear RNA and mRNA degradation associated
Exons: 5
Coding region: 172-591 (139 amino acids)
Biological process (GO): mRNA splicing, via spliceosome; nuclear-transcribed mRNA catabolic process; spliceosomal snRNP assembly
Cellular component (GO): U6 snRNP; P-body; spliceosomal tri-snRNP complex
Molecular function (GO): U6 snRNA binding
Source: RefSeq, a predicted model, not a curated record
ACUGUACGUCUCCUUUAGGGUUGAAUUUCAAGAGCCUGGACGGAAGCUUCUCAUUGGACGUCCGGCACUAUAUGCUGAUUGGCUAUAGAACUGAGUCUUGGCUUAAGGCGGGCGGAAGUCCGGCAGGCGGAAGUGGAAGUUGACGUUGCUGGUGGCAUCGCAGAUAGAAGGAUGCUUCCACUAUCCUUGCUGAAAACAGCACAGAACCACCCAAUGCUGGUGGAACUCAAAAAUGGUGAAACUUACAAUGGUCACUUGGUUAGCUGUGAUAACUGGAUGAACAUCAAUCUUCGAGAAGUUAUCUGUACAUCAAGGGAUGGAGACAAAUUCUGGAGGAUGCCUGAAUGUUACAUCCGUGGCAGCACCAUCAAAUACCUGCGUAUUCCUGAUGAGAUCAUUGAUAUGGUGAAAGAAGAGGUGGUCUCCAAAGGCAGGGGCCGUGGUGGAAUGCAGCAACAGAAGCAGCAGAAAGGCCGUGGCAUUGGUGGCCCUGGGCGAGGAGUGUUUGGAGGUCGUGGUCGAGGGGGAAUCCCAGGGAGUGGCCGAGGACAGCAAGAAAAGAAGCCAGGGAGACAAGCAACAAAGCAGUGAGAAGCUGAACUGUGGCCAGGGAGUGCUCUGCGCCCAGAAGCUGUGUCAUUGGGACAUACUGGUUUGCUGUCUCCCCUUAACAAAACAAAGUUCUACUUUUUAAAAAAAAUGUGAAUAACUGGGAUCUUAGACGUCUUAUGAGGGUUUACAGGUGUUUUACCACUCAAACAUGUAGUUUAGCUUCUGUUUGAAUGGGCACUGAUACAGAGUGCUUAACUGACUCCCCUCUUCUUGGAAUUACUACAGUAAAACGACUAGCUUAGCCAAGUUCACGUUUUUUGAAAUUGGAGAGAUAAUGUGCAGUAUUUGUGUGAGCCGUUUAAUUCUAAUUGAUAAACCAUGAAAUGCAUUUAAGCAAGCAAAAAAAAAAAAUUGAUUGUGUUGUGCGGAAGAUUUGCAAUCCUGGGGUUCUUUGGUAGCCAAAAGUUCCCAGAAUUUAGCAGCUGGGAAGGGGAGUGUUGGUCUUUCCUCCUAGCUGGGGAGAAGAAUUAAAGCAAUGAAACAAGUUUACCUCGCGAUCUUUUUAUUGCCUAGCGCGAGAUCUUUUUUUUUUUAAAGAUUGGACUACUUUGAAGAGGGAAUUACCUCUCUUAACAACCUCACCUUUCAAAAGUUUACUUUUUCACCCAGUUUGAUAAAUAAUACCUUCAGUGACUUACAGAGACUAUUUUCAGUGCUGAAUUUAUGUUUUAAACAACUGAAAUGUGGCCUCCCUCGCCCACACGGAGUAGCUUUUCUGUACCCCAAAAAGAAAAUGUCCGUAACCCAUGGCGAGCCUCAAACUCAAAAAGGCAAGAUUUAGAAACAGCUGUACUUCAAACGUCUUGGACCCAGAGGCUGGGCUCCAUCCAUUCCGACUAGCUUCACUAGAGAUCCACACCACACACACAGGAAGUGAAAUUUCACAAGUUCCACACACAAACACACACAAUGCGGAAUUAGGUGCCUCAGCUGAAGAACGGGAAAAGAUUGGAUUUCAGGUGACAGUUUCGAAAAUACCCUUUUAGAAAACAGCACUUAAGAGAACCCGUUAGUCAAUACUGAUAAAAAACAAAAAGCAGCUGCAAUAUUUUGGGUAAAAACAUUUUUACACAUUUUUUUUUUGGCCUGCUGUCUGUUACAGGUGGAAUAAAGUUUUAUCUGUUA